AUGAGUAAUUGUUGGAGGAAAAAGAUUGGCGAGAGGAAGAAUUGCUUCUUUCAUUGCAACAAAUCAUUGGUCAAAAGGCCUAUCAAAGAAAGUGACUUUAUGAUUGUUGAAGAGAAUUCAAGUGAAUUUGAUGAGAAUUUAUAUGAGGUUGUGGCAGAAUUUUUGGUGAUCAGAAAGAAGUUUAUUUGCAAAACCAAUCCCAAUGCGAUAUUAACCAUUGACCUUACCGAAUUUCCCUUUGGAGACACUUUUGUCGUAUUUGGCUUCCAAGUCAAGCUUUUAGAGGAAGAUUUAUUUGAAAUGUUAAAUCGAGAUUCCCAUAUGUCGAGAGAAUUAGAUUUGAAACCAUGCAGAAUUUACUUGGUGAUGAUGGUUGGAAGUGUGCAGGGUUUAGAAAAUUUAAAUACGAAACUGGACGCAAGAAGCCGAAUGAGCUCCGAAGGUCUUUCAAAGAGAGGAUUGACAGGUAUGGCACAAGCAAUGGCAACGGAUGUUUAUAUGAGGGCCUAUGUGGAUCCAAUUAAUGGUAAUAAUGAUGUUUCGAAUAAUUGUAGUAUGCAGAGUUCUCCCUGUGCUAGUCUAAAGAUGGUUUUUAACAUAUUAGAAAGGAUUCCGAAUUAUGUUGAAGAUGGAAAAACAGCCUAUCUAGCAAUUUUCCUCAUGAAUAAUAUUGGACAAGCACAAAUUAAUGAAAAUUGUGGAAUUGUAGUUUCGAAUGCUUUUCAAAAGAAGUUUCCAGAAAUAUUAUUUUCCACAGAUUCGACACUCUACUUGAGAAAGUUGAGUUGUGGCAGUAAUCAAGGGUUUUUGAAAAGUAACAAUGAAGUAAUUCCAUUCCUGAUCCAAUUUUUCUAUAUGGACCUUUCUAAUAUUGCAAUUUCAGUACAAAACAACACUGAGGUUUGGACUCUACUUUGUAUCAUUUCUGAUUCAUCAUUCAAAAGUGAAAGAGUAACAUUUGAUACUUCUGAAAUCUUUGGAAUCAAUUCAGUCGAUUCGAAUAAUUUCAUAAUUGAUGGAACAACUUUACGAAAUGCAACUUUAAAUUUUAUUUGCAUGGAAGCUAGUUUAACGAUUAGAUAUAGUAACUUUAUUGAUUCGGCAUUGACAUUGGAUCCUCAACGAUUAUCCAGUACGAGAAGUAUUACCAUUUCGAGUUCACAUUUUAAAUAUUCGAAUCGUCCAAAUUUGAAGAGUUUUCCAAGUUAUUUCAUUACUAAUAAUAGAUAUCCAUUUGAGAAGUUUAUAAUUAGGGACAGUACGUUUGAGGGAAGUGGAAGGGAUUCGGAUAAUAUUGGAGGAAUUUCUAUUCCUCAUAUUUAUCCAUUUAUUUUGGAUGUCGAUGGAUCAAACUUUAAGAAACUCUAUUCGAAAGAAGGUGGAGCUCUUAAUAUUGCUGGUUAUUCUACAGUUAUCAUCAGUCGAACAGUAUUUGAUUCGAAUAGAGCUUUAUACAUGGGUGGCUCUAUUCGAUUGAAAGGUUUAGCAUCAAGAGCCAACUUUCUCCAAUGCACCUUCCUAAACAAUGAACAAAUUGUACAAAAUUAUGCAUCUUCCAGUAGUGAACUAUCUUCCAAUGCACUCUAUGGAGGAGGUGCCAUUUACUUUUCACAAGAUUCGCCUUCUUCUAUUCUAUUUAACACUUGUGUCUUUAAGAAUAAUAGUGCAGGAGGUUUGGGUGGGGCUUUUUUGAGUUAUUCUGGAAGAUCAGAUGAGUUUAUAUUUGUGGAAUCUGAAAUUAAUGGAAAUAGGGCUGGAUAUUAUGGUGGAGGAAUUGCAGUUUUGGUCAACCCAUCACUUUCCAUUUAUGAUGAAUAUGUUUCAAUAUUUGAUGCCAAAAAAACAAAGAUUUUGAGAAAUGAAGCAACUAUAGGAGGUGGAUUAUUCUUCAAUACAUUGGAUACAAUUAGUUUGGAUUCAGAAUCGUCAAUUUCCAACAAUGUUGCCACCAAAUAUUCACCAGGAGUAUUUUACAAUAAGAUUAAUAAGUUGCAGAAUUCUGCAGUGGUUGACAAUAACUAUAUUAGAGAUGGUUCAUCAAUUAUUCAAUCCCAAACUAAUCAAUAUCCUUCAACAAUAUCUCUAUUUCAGCAGGAUCAAAUUAGUGAACUUUCUAAUGCUGAAAUUAUUCCUGGCUACACUCAAAUAUUUUAUGCCAAGUUUAAGGAUGCAAAUGGAAACCUUGCAAAUACUUCACUCCUAUUCAACAUGCAAACCUAUUGGAAACUCACACUAACUUCAAUUGAGGGAACCAUUAUUAUUGAUGAUUUGAAUUUCAGUCCAUCUGGAGACUUUCUCAUGAUUGAAUGCAAAACCUCCUUAUUGAGAAGAGACAUUAAGGGAGACAGAUUUUCAUUAAGUAUGACAAUGGACACAAAAUCUGCUCUUCAGGCAUUUUCUGACAUGCAAGUUGUCAAAUCUUUCAAUAUUUCUGUUGGAUCAUGCGGAGCCGCUGAAUAUAUUGAAGUGAGAACAGCCAACGAUGGAAAUGACUAUUAUAUUUGUUCAAACAGACCAUCUAUCAUUGUUGGAGUUACGAUUUCAGCAUUGUUUGUGGGUUGCAUUGUUUGUAUUGUGUUGGUUAUUUUCACUGUGAAAUUCUGUUUCUUGUAUAAGGACCAGAGAAGAAAGGCCAAGAAGGAAAAGGAAUUGGAAAUGAAAUUAAGAGAUUUUGAGUUGAAUUAUACUAAACUUGGCGACACUAAUGCUUCUGCACUUUCUAGUCAAUCUGCUUCUGGCAUUGAUUAUUGGAUGAUUAAGGAAGAGGACAUUGAAAUUCAACAAAAGGUUGCAGAAGGCGCUCAGGGUAGUGUUUUUAAAGGAAAAUGGUUUAUUGAAAUUUUGAUUAGCAAUAUUUAUUCGAAAUUCAGAGAUUUGAAACCUGGAAAUGUAUUACUUGACAAUCAAAUGAAAGCCAAAAUUUGUGAUUUGGGAGUUAGUAAAAUUGUGGCCGACAACAUGGUCGAGAAAACAAAUCAAAUUGGAACUUUCAAUUUCAUGGCCAUCGAGACCUUUAAUGGAACUGAGUAUAAUGAGAAGUGUGAUGUUUUCAGUUAUGCAAUCAUUUUGUGGCAAUUGAUUUUUGAGGAGAAUGCAAUUUAUUCCAAUGAAUUAUUGAAAAACAAACGAGUGAGCUAUUUCAUGACUGAUCAGGAUAGACAAGUUUAUGAAAAGUUGACACCUCAAAAUUUCAAUAAUUAUUAUAUUGCCAAGUUGAUUAGUGAAGGAUUGAGAUAUCCACUGCCUUCAAUAUCUAAAAGUUUGGAAGAGGAAAAGAAACUCUUUGUAUGGGUUGAGGAAUAUAUGAACCAGGAAGGAAUUGAUACUAGUAGACUCACUAUUCGAAUCUUACCAAUUUAUUUCUCAUUAAUUGAGUCAUGUUGGAGAGCAGAUUACAAUCAAAGACCAAGUUUUUCAUUCAUUGUAAAGAAACUCCAAGAAAUGAUUGAGUUGGCAGAUAAAAUUUAA
Naegleria gruberi is the source of this 3468-nucleotide messenger RNA. RefSeq lists its product as uncharacterized. The transcript has 3 exons. Gene Ontology annotation, biological process: protein phosphorylation. Gene Ontology annotation, molecular function: protein kinase activity; ATP binding. Bases 1 to 3468 code for a protein of 1155 amino acids. NCBI's taxonomy places the organism in Eukaryota, Heterolobosea, Eutetramitea, Acrasida, Naegleriidae. The record is from RefSeq and is a predicted model, not a curated record.